AGGCAUUUCGUUGUCAGAGCUGAGCUGAGGCGCGAAAUUGACCUGUUGAGAAACGUGAUACAAAUACUGGGAAAAACCUGCUCUUCUGUACUAAGGGUAGGACAAUGUCACACAUUAAAAACUCUUACUCCUUUGAUGCACCCUCGGACUUCAUUAAUUUUACAUCCUUGGAUUAUGAAGAAGAUAUAGAAAACAUAGAUUCAUGGUUUGAAGAGAAGGCCAAUUUGAAGAAUAAGUUUCCGGGGAAAAAUGGGACAGGAGAGCUUUUUCAGAGCAAAACUUCCCUGAGAAAAGCAAAUCUUCAGCAAGCUAGUCUCACACCUUUGCAACCAGUUGAGAACACUUACUACAAAGAGGCAGAAAACACAAAUCUUACAGAACAUUCGAAUUUGUUGAAUGCUGGUUGCACCCUGGAAGUUGAGGGCACCAAAUCAAGAAACACUCCAGCCCAGCCUCAGAGGCGAUCUCUUAGACUUUCUGCUCAGAAAGAUUUGAAGAAAGAAAAACAUGUUCCCAUGAAAGCAAAGAGAUGUACCACUUCUGUAAUCAGUGAAACUCCACCAUCCAAAAAAAUGAAAAUUUCUCAAAACAGCAAGAAACCAGGGGAAGAAGAGGGCACUACUCAAGGUACUUUGAAAAAGAGUACGUGUUCUCCAGAGAAAGCCAAGGGCAGACGUACUGUGCUUCAUGUACCAACUAUAAAGCAAAAGAUUCUUAAAAGUACUGAGGAGCAGGAGUUGGAGAAGAGCCUGAAAAUGCAGCAAGAAAUGAUAGAAAUGAGGAAAAAGAAUGAAGAGUUCAAGAAACUUGCUCUUGCAGGAGCAGGGCAACCAGUGAAGAAAUCAGUGAGCCAGGUAACCAAAGCAAUUGACUUUCACUUCUGCACAGAUGAGCGAAUCAAACAACAUCCUAAGAACCAGGAGGAGUAUAAGGAAGUGAACUUUACAGCUAAACUGCGAAAGCAUCCUCCAUCUCCCGCUCAAAAAGCCCAGCAGCUGGAGGAGGUCAGGCAGCAGGAAGAGGAACAGAAGAAGGAGGAGCUGGCCAGACUGCGGAAGGAGCUGGUGCACAAGGCAAAUCCAAUACGCAAAUACCAGUCUGUGGAGAUAAAGUCAAGUGACCAGCCUCUGACUGUGCCUGUCUCUCCCAAGUUCUCCACCCGAUUCCACUGCUGA
This is a messenger RNA of Octodon degus (degu), 1175 nucleotides long. RefSeq names its product targeting protein for Xklp2-like. Gene Ontology annotation, biological process: activation of protein kinase activity; regulation of mitotic spindle organization. The transcript is spliced from 3 exons. The record is from RefSeq and is a predicted model, not a curated record. Bases 105 to 1175 code for a protein of 356 amino acids. Gene Ontology annotation, cellular component: microtubule; spindle. NCBI's taxonomy places the organism in Eukaryota, Metazoa, Chordata, Mammalia, Rodentia, Octodontidae.